Owenia fusiformis is the source of this 5548-nucleotide messenger RNA. Lineage: Eukaryota; Metazoa; Annelida; Polychaeta; Sabellida; Oweniidae. The record is from the annotation of a GenBank genome assembly.
CUGGAUCUUCAAUGAAUGAUGUUUCCAAUGUACAUAUAACAGCUGUCAAAACUGGAUCUUCGUUGAAUGAUGUUUCCAAUGUAGAUGUAGAUAUUACAAAUGGCAAGACUUGCUCUCCGAUGAAUGAGGAUGCUGAUGUAGAUCUAGAUAAAACUGAUGGUAAAACUGACUUUCUCAUGAAAAAUAAUGAUGUAAAUCUUACAAAAGAUGAAAUUGACUCUGAACUUCUAGAGAAUGAUAAUGAUGAAGCUGAACAAAGUCUCGAUCCUAUGAAUGAUGAAACUGACCCACUGCUCCCUUCAUCGAGAAAUAAUACUGAUUCAAACCCAGAUGACUUGGAAGUAGAGUCACUUAUGUUAAAAGGUCAAGAAUCAGUUGAUUCUAGUUGUAAAUCUGUUGAUCUUGAAUGUAAGGAAGUUGUGAAUUGGAAUGAUGGGGAGAUCAGUUUCAAGGGAAUCCUUCCUGAAGAUGCAGAUUCCUAUUCCACCAAUGUUAACCUGGAUGGCACAUGCCGUCCAUCUGAGUCCUUUGACUUAAGAAUGACUGCUCUAAAAGAUGGAUAUAGUGAAAAAAAUAUUGAGGUUACUGAAAUUGAAACUGAGCCACCGAGUGUGAGAAAUACAUUUGCAAUGUUUGGGAAACAGUGUAUACCAAAUGAGAUUUCAAAAGAUCGGGAAUCGGGGCAGAAAACUAGUUCUAAAGAAGCAGUAACUUCCAUAGUUGAUCACAAGGAUAUGAACAACAACACAAUAGAACAUGAAUUUAUUCCUCAAAAAGAAACAAAAUCGACAACAAUAACUGAGAACAUUGAUUCUAGCACAGCGAGCAAAACAUUUCAACCAGCCAUCAGAAGUGAUAUUGAAAGUGUAAUAUCAUCUGGGAAAAGAGACAUAUAUACUGAUGGAGAAGCAAAUGUAAAAAGUAUGAGAGAUGAGCAUUCAUCUAUAAACAGCAUGAAAGAUCAUGGACUCUCUUGUUCCCAGAAACUUCCAAUUGAAGUAAAGAUGAAUCCAGAUCGCUCGAUUACUAGGACGAUUUUGACAUCCGAUAUAAAAAACAACAGACUACCAAUGGUAAGUGACAGCAGGGAUGAUGUCAUUAUGAAAGAUGCCUAUUCAAAUGUGAAUGCUAAAUCACAUAUACAAUUUGAAGAUAACAGCACAACAUUACCAGAAGGUCUAAGUCAAAAUACUCAAGCUGAAAAACAUAUCGCUGGAGUUGAUACUGAGAUAAAUAAUGUUGGUUCAGAAAAUAUAAGUCCUCUCUCAUUCCAAGAUACACUUCCCUAUGACACGGAUCAUUCCAGAUCAUCAAGCCGGAUUUCUAGUUUCAGUCUAGGAAUAGAGCCUGUUGAUGAAUUGGAAAUAUCUUCCCUUACAAAGGUGGAAACCAUAGAUUCUCUGCCAGCAACACAAUUCUGUAAACCCCUUACACCUUUAGAAACAAAAAUACCAGAUCACAUAUGUGAUUGGGUUAUUGAACAUAGAACUAAGGCUGACCAUCCUAAAUAUGGAGUUGGAAUUGAAACUAAAUUAAAUGAUGACCUCAUUCAGACAAAACAAUCUAUAGAAAAUCUUGUGUCUCCAAAAACAGAAACUAACGAUGAAGAUUAUAUUCAGUCUAGCUCUAGUGGGAAACCAUUCCAAUACCUAGUGCAACAGAAAAAUAUCAACAAGCCUAUUAAGAAAACAAAUGUUAUUAAAUCAAACCAGUAUUCAAGUAAGACUUUAUCACAUAAGAAGCCCAAGUGCAAAUGUCAGUACUGUAACAAGUGGAUGCCUUCCGAAUGUAUACUAAAACAUGAAGGACUUUGUAUAAUGAGACCUGAUCACUCAAGUGAGACAAUUGUAUAUAAUGAUCUCAUUUUGUUGGACACUAUGUCUGAUGAUUCUGAAAUCAAAACAAGUUAUCAGGAAACUACAGAAAAUAAAGGCAUUCCUGUUUCAAAAUCGGCUGAUACUCAACUAUCCUUAAAUGUCACUCCAGGUAUAACAGACACCAUGCCAUAUAGAUCGAGAGCAUCUGCAACAGCUACACUUGAACCUCAAAUUGAAAGUACUUGUGAGAAGAACCCAGAUCCACCAACUGCUUCUCCAGACAUGGAAAAACCUGCAGACUUCAAACAUGCUCAUUUAGAAUAUGAUAAUGAUAUAUCUGAACAGAAGAAUGAAUGUCAACACUAUUCAGAAGCACUGUCAUCGCCAUAUGGAUCUAAAAUUGUACAUGCCAUUGCUGAAGUUGAGAAAAACAACAGAACCAUUUCAACAUCCAUUGAUGAGCCUGAUUUGAAACAUGUGAAUAACAUACAUGGUUCAUUAACUGGAAAUAUUCAACAAAAAACCAUGAAAGAAAAAUGGAAAGCUUCAUUUAAAGACCUCAAAAAGAAAUCAUAUACAUCAAAAGGAAUUAAAACCGUCAAAGCUACCGAAGAUAAGAGCUCUAUCUCAAGAGAAGUUAGCUGCAAUUAUUGUCGCAAAAAGUAUGCCAAGUCAAUCAUUCAAAGACAUGAAGGCUAUUGUAGAAAUGCUGCAAAGACAUAUUCUUUCAAAUUCAGCAAAAGGAGUCAAUUAUCAGAAGCAAAGUACAAAAGAAUGAGCUCUUAUACAUUGUUUGAACAAAGGCUGAAGCAAACAUCUACAACCAGGUCCAGGAAAUUCAAUGUGCAAAAUCAAGACAAAGCUAUGAAGAAGUACGAAGAUGUGGUCGCACAGAGCCAUUUCAUGGAGACAUCACAUGGUGAUCCUACUCAGCAGUCCAUUGAAAUGAAAGGGCAUGCUGAAAUUGAUACAACUAAGAAAACUGUUAAUAAGUGCUGGAAAUGCAGAAGGAAAUUCUCUGCCCUUGCUGGUUUGAAAAUACACUUAAAAUGUGGAACUUGCACUGAAAGUAAAAAAUGUGAAAAUCUACAAAUUGACAGCAAUACUAAAGGAGAUGCUCGCGUUACAAAAGCCAACACUGUCAGCUCUGAAAAGCAGUGCUCUAGAUGUCAAAAGAAAUUCUGCUCAAUAUCCAAUGCAAAACGCCACAUGCGUAAUAGAUCUUGUGAUAAACAAAAAUCAAAACUUACGCUAAAACUACUGAGUGGUGAAACUUGUCAAAUAUUGACUGAUGAUGAAAUAACAUCAAUGUGUCAGAAUGAAGAAGAUCCAGGAAAUGAAAACUUAGGAGUUGCUGCUAAACAGGAGGGCAAUACCCACAGUACACCAAUGCAGAGCCUGAUUAAUGAUACAGAACAUACAGAACAUGAUGAAGUCGCAGAUCAACCUGCGGUGUCAACACUAUUGGAACCAGACAGCGGUGAGAAAAAAUGGAGAAGUUCUCAACUGAACAGGAAACAAAGGCACAAUGAUUCUUCCAGAAGAUUGGAAUCCAAUGUGCCUGAACAUAAAGAGCAUAGAUAUGAACAAUGUGUUGAUGUAGGCUGUACUGCUUAUACAAAUGAAUCAACUUCUAUCAGUGGCCAGCUGCCUGCAUCCUCCUCAGUAUCAGAGGAAUCUGAGUCUGAUGUGAUUCCCCUCCAGACACUUUCCCAAAGACUACGCAAGAGUACGAACAAGGGAAGAAGAAUAUCUGUUGAUGAAGCUAUAGCACAAUCCUGUGAACAGUGUACAACUGAUGGAACUGCUCAGGAUGCCGCAGAUACACCAGAGGUACCACUAGUGAAGCGCUUACGCAAGCGUACCAACAGUGCUUCGAAAAGCACAACACAAUAGACAGACUAUGAAAACAUUGGAACUUGGCGAUGAAGUAGAAGACUGCACGUUUGAUAGAAUUCUAACGCUCUCCAGAUAAUAUAGGGAUCCGAAUGGGCAAACUGACUUUGUAACUGUUUUUGUAUAUGAACAUAAACAGCCUACGAAACAUGAUGAAAAUGAUCCCUAAGUGAAUCAAAUAUGGAAGGACAAAACUCAAAUCUUAUUGUACCAUGCAGACCCAUAUUCCAUGGGAAUAUAACAUGACUAUAAAGAGGGAGAUUGGAAUAUGCCUCUAUGGAAGCGCAUGAUUUAAAUAAGGAGAGCAUGAAAAAGCAUGAUAUUAUUAAAAGCCUGAUUUUAAAGCAUGUUCGCCUUUAUAAGAGUGAAUGAAUCUUGUAUAUGUAUGUAGAUCUGGGGUAUGUUUUUAGGAAUGAAGCACAAGGAUGAUAUAAAUCCUUUCUUUUUCAUUUAUAAAGGGCAUUUUGAUAUUUUGUGAAAAAAGCAUGCUAUUGUGUAUUGAGCUUUUGCUAGAUCAAAAUUCAAUAUGUUAUAUGAAAAAGAAUAUUUAAAAAAUACCUGUUUUUGACAAAAAAUGGUUAAAAGAGUGAAUUUUUUUAUUAAAUUAAUCUUUAUGAAACAUUGUUAAGCUAAUGCACAUGUUUUGCAGAAAACUGCACAUGAACAUGUGGAGUUAUGGAACAAAGUUGUUACAAGGAACUAAUUGAGAGGGGGGCAGUUAACUCUGUGUAUCAUAGAAUUACACAUUCAGAUACAAGUUUAAAAACAUGUGGCUUAACCUCCCUAAUGUUGAGACAGUGACAGUGCUCCUGUAAAUAUUCUUGCCAUGCAAAGCAUUAUUAUUGUUAUUGAGGACACUUUUUGGUUGGAUUGGAUUUAUUUUCAAGUUAAUGGACCCCAUUUAAGCCAUUGUUUUGUGAAGGGAACUUUUGGCGAAAAUGAGUUAUUUGUGCAUUAUUUUUUUGGGAUCAUCGCAACCCCAUUCCCCAUGAGUGUGAAUGGUGCAAUCAGGAAUCAAGCAUUAUUACAUGUCAAAUAUAUACAUGUGUUUGCAAUCAUGUAGAGUAAUUUUGGUAAGCUAGAUUGUUGGUGCUAUCUAAUAUAAAUGUACAUGUACAUAUAGCUUGAUUAUAGCCAAAUGAUUUUUUUUUUAUAUUGUGUGUUUGCAUUGUUUUCUAAAUAUCUUAUUUUUUGAUUGUGUAAUUGAACAUGCUUGACCAAAUGUUUUACAAACUGUAAUUGCUUGAAAUAAUUAGUUUUAUAUAUUAGAUUAAUAAUUUAAAAUGAUAAGUCUCUUAAUAGCAAUGAAAAUGUCCACCAAAUAGAGUGUGACUGCACAAUGUACACUUAUAUGUAUAUCUGAUCAGGUUGUUGUUCAAAGUUCACGAUUCAGUAUGUCACCUCUAUAUGUCACUUUGUCUAAUUGUAUUGUUUAGUAUAUUUUUGAAAGUGCCUUAUUAACAUCUAACGGUGAUCCGAUAAACCAUUAAUAAGGAACAGACAAAGAAACAAUUAACAAUCAUUACUAAUGAGCCAAACGGGUUGCUCAUGAACACCAAAGGCAAGGUAUAGUAGAGUGAAAAUAUCUCAACAUGGAGGUGCUACACAUAUUGUUAUUGCCUUGUUUAUAAGUAAAGCUAGGCCCAGUGGGAUGGCGUUAAGCAUUGUCUCACCUCAAUUUAAAUGAUUUAUUUUCCCAAAUCACUACUAUACCUAACCUCUAGAGAUGCAUAAGAUACUCAGUUUGUCUAAUUGAAUUGUUUAGUAUAUUUUUGAAAGUACCUUAUUAUACGUAUUAACAUUCAACAGUCAUCCGAUUAACCAUUAAUAAGGAA